Messenger RNA from Aspergillus calidoustus, 2077 nucleotides. NCBI's taxonomy places the organism in Eukaryota, Fungi, Ascomycota, Eurotiomycetes, Eurotiales, Aspergillaceae. The record is from the annotation of a GenBank genome assembly.
CUCACCAACCCCCACCACCAAGACCACGACCCAACAACUGCCACCUGCGCUCCCCACGUUACUCAUUCCUGACUCAUGUGGGGUCAAGCCGUCCUGAGGCCUCGAGCCGCCUACAGAGCGCCAAAGAUCCGGCGCAACGACUCAACAGCGCGAUCCACUCGCAGCGGCACCGGCAUUUAAGCUCCCCCCCGAGAUGCCGACCUGGGUGUCUUUUCCGGGGUACAGGGGAGGAGAAGGUUCAACGAACACGGCGAGCAUUGGAGCCGAGCUUUUGCUGGAUGUGGUAUGAUGCUGAGACUGAGGGUCCCCAGCCAAUUAGCGGGUGUUAUUCACCUUCAAACGGAUGACGGAGGCGACUUGGUUUUGGGACUCGGAGUUGCGGUCUUGCGGGGGUGGAAUGUGAGACCCCACGGACUGGGCGUAUAUGAGGGAGUUUGGUCCGGCUGGGUUGGAUGGAUUUCAUAAUUUUGCGAUCAUCGGCUUGACUUGACGACUUGGUUCCUGCAUCUUUAUCUUCACGUUCUCGCACUCACCGUCACAAUGGGUUCAGUCGCCGCGGCUUUCGAUCCUACGGAGUAUCAGAAGAUCUUCCACUGGGCGGAGACUCAGAAGGAUGCGACGAUUCCUUCGUUCAGGACGAGAAGGAAUGAUCCCUAUGAGUAUCAAGCUGGUUUUGGAAACUCAUUCGAGUCCGAGGCUAUUCCUGGAACGAUUCCACACGGCCAGAACAGCCCUCGCAAUGUUCGCUUUGGGCUCUACGCAGAGCAGGUCACCGCGACUGCUUUCGUUGCGCCGCGACACUCAAACAAGAAGGCCUGGCUCUACCGCGUGAGGCCUGCUGUUGCUCAUCAAGGAUUUACCGACCUCCCCGACAACAAAGACACCGAGUGCAGCUUCCUACCACUAAACCCUCGCAUCCACGUUUCUCCCACACAGCUCGCAUGGCACCCCUUCGACAUUGAAGAAGCUGAGACAGACUUCGUCUCCGGUCUCAAGUCCGUCGCUGGUUCCGGCGACCCAACCCUCCGCGAGGGCAUCGCGACACACGUCUAUACCGCGAACAAGAGCAUGACGAAGAAGGCCUUUGUGAACUCCGACGGCGAGUUCCUCAUUGUCCCCCAACAGGGUGCUCUCGACAUCCAGACCGAAUUCGGUCCUCUAUACGUCCAGCCUGGUGAGAUUGUCGUUAUCCAGCGCGGUCUCCGUUUCCGCGUUGAGCUCCCCGAUGGACCUUCACGUGGGUAUAUUCUCGAGAUCUGGGGCUCACAGUUCGAGCUUCCUGAACUCGGUCCCCUCGGUGCCAAUGGUCUUGCCAACGCUCGCGACUUCUUGUACCCAACGGCCAAGUACGAGGUCGCCCAGGAGUCCUGGGAAAUUAUCUACAAGCUCGGAGGCAAAUUCUUCAAGAGCACACAAAAUCACAGCCCUUUUGAUGUUGUUGCCUGGCACGGUAACUAUGUUCCAUACAAGUACGACCUGACCAAAUUUGUCAACGUCGGCUCCAUCUCCGUCGACCACAUUGAUCCUUCCAUCUUCUGCGUUCUCACAGCCAAAUCCCGCGACCUUACUGCUCCUCUCGCCGAUGUCCUCAUCUUCUCUCCUCGCUGGGAUGUUGCUUCCCACACCUACCGACCACCGUACUACCACCGCAACGCCGCCUCAGAACUAAUGGGUCUCAUCUACGGCGACUACGGCGGCCGCUCCGACGAGUUCAAGCCGGGCAGUAUCUCCUUUGAGUGUGGAAUGGUCCCCCACGGCGUCGCCUACGAGGAAUUCAAAGCCGCAACCGAAACCUCGCCUCCCGUGAUGCAGAUCUCGGAGGGCUCCAUCGCAUUCAUGUUUGAGUCCUCUCGGCCAUUCACGAUCACGGAUUACGCGUGGAACAGCGAGAAGAAGCACGAGCACGAGCCGAAGAUGUGGGAUAGUCUUGUGGAUAACUUCUCGAGUCAUGCCAAAGAGAUUGAGGAAAUUUUGAAGAAGAGUGGGAAGAAAUGAGCUUUUUUUUUUUGACAUCGGAUAAUAGGAUUUUGUAGUUAUGAUAGCGGCUGUAUGAAUUUGAUUGUAUUAUGUGGUUCUC